UUCCAGCCCCCUCCCGAGCCGCUGCGUGGGUCUGCCCCGCGGCGGAGCGGCAGCGUUUCGGUGCCCACGCGCGUGGAGGAGCUCGGGCGCAUCGCGUCCUGGGACCAGUGCCAAGGUGGCUUAGUGCUGCUUGCUGUCCCCUAGGAGUGACUUUGCUGUGGGUUUGCUUGCUCUCUGCAGACAACACGGCCGCGGUGCACACACAAAGAGUGGGCUUCAAUCGCCAAGAGCAGGACGUGUAUUUGCUGCCCAUCCUGGUGGUGGACAGCGGCCCCCCGGCCCUCAGCAGCACGGGGACUCUGACCAUCCGCGUGUGUGGCUGCGACAGCAGUGGGGCCAUCCAGUCCUGCAACAGCACGGCCUACGUCAUGUCUGCCACGCUGAGCCCCGGCGCGCUCAUCGCUCUGCUGGUGUGCAUCCUCAUUCUGAUCGUGCUGGUCCUUCUGAUCCUUACGUUGAAGCGACACCACAAAAGCCACCUGACAUCCGAGGAUGACGAGGACAUGAGGGACAAUGUCAUCAAAUACAAUGAUGAAGGGGGUGGCGAGCAGGACACAGAGGCCUAUGAUAUGUCAGCCCUGCGCAGCCUCUACGACUUCAGCGAGAUCAAAGGUGGUGACGGUGGAGGGGGGCCAGGAGAGGGAGGUCUGAGUGGAAACCUGGCCUCUGAGCUCCACGCCCUCCCGCAGUGGGUGCAGAACCCAGACCUGGACUUCUCCGUCUUCAGGGACUAUAUCUGCAAGAAGGUGGAGCAGGCGGAUGAGGACAUCUCAGUGCCGCCUUACGACUCGUUCCAGACCUACGCCUUCGAGGGCUCGGACUCCCCCAUCCCCUCCCUGAGCUCCAUCAACACCUGGUCCAGCGGCUCGGAGCAGGACUUCUCCUACCUGGGGGGCUGGGGGCCACGUUUCCGGCAGCUGGCUGCGCUCUACAUGGGGCGCAAGGGUGAGGAGGAGGGCGAGGAGUCCUAGCUGCCCUGGCCAAAGCCCCGGAGCGAGGCACGGGGCGCGUGCCAGACUGGGGCCCCCACGCAGGGCGCUGCACGAGCGCGUGCCCAGGACAGCG
Struthio camelus australis is the source of this 1065-nucleotide messenger RNA. The record is from RefSeq and is a predicted model, not a curated record. NCBI's taxonomy places the organism in Eukaryota, Metazoa, Chordata, Aves, Struthioniformes, Struthionidae.